Bursaphelenchus xylophilus (pine wood nematode) is the source of this 3416-nucleotide messenger RNA. The record is from the annotation of a GenBank genome assembly. NCBI's taxonomy places the organism in Eukaryota, Metazoa, Nematoda, Chromadorea, Rhabditida, Aphelenchoididae.
AUGACAAUUGAAAAGUUUAAAUCCAUAGGGAGAGAUGUAAGUUUUAUUCGAUUUUUUUUUGAUUUUUUUUUGAAUUUUUGUAAUUUUUCGAGCAAAAAAUAAAAUAAAAAGUUGCAAAAUCGUUUUAUUUUAUUUUUUUAUGACCAGUUGUUACAGAUAUGGCUGAAAAUCGUUGAUAUUAUAAUUGAAGUCGACUCCAAGGACCUGCAAACUUUGGUUUCGAUAGAUGAUUUUUUCUGCGAAAUUCUCGAUUCGUUCUAUCGAGAGGUCUGUUUGAACAGCAAGAUCUACCGAUUAGAGCAUGAAUAUUGGGCCAAGGCGUUUUAUGAGUAAGUCCUAGAUGUAAUCUCGGGAAAACGAGUAGUCUGAAUGAAGAAAAAAAGAAAUUGUUUGUUAUGGAAAGGUUUUGUUGUACCGAGGUUUCACUUAAAAUUGGUCGUUUAUGCCUCUGAAUUUUUUUGCGAUGGGGAAGUUUCGUUGUAUUGGAGUUUUUGCAUCGAGAUUCUUGCGGAAGUGCAUAGAAAUGGAGAGCCGGCCAGACAAAAAAAAAUUUACAAAAAAUUGAGUUGUAACAUCGGUUUAUUUCAUAACAGAACUUUCAGAAAAUUUUUUUUUUUUUAAAUCGAGUCGAUUUUUUACGCCAAAAAUUUUUUCCAAAUUGUGGAAAAAAGUUUUUUCUGGACCUUUUUUUGUCUACAUUCACCAUUGAAAAAAGUCACUAACUGGGGAAGUGCCCCAAGUGCGACGCUCAGAUUUUCUUUAAAUUUUGCACACACGUCGGGUAUGGACUAAAUAUCAAUUCCUGAAAGUUUUAGCUCGCGCUUUGCGGGCGCCGCCGAGAUAUCGAAUGAUUUUUGCCGCCGAGAGAACACGCUAAACGUGGAGAGCGGUCAGAGAGAAAAACGCUUUUUGGCCAUAACUUCGUUAGUUUCGCGCGGAAAAAAUUGAUUUUUUGUAGAAACAUUAUCCUUUACAGUUGAAAUAGGCAUGAAACUUUUCUUGCCGAAAUUCGGCAAAAAGUUCUCAAUUUUCGCCGACUUUCGGUCUAAAAAUCUCGGUUGUUUCUGCAAAGCGCGAGUUAGGAUUCUCGCAUAUAUCUUGCUAAAAAAUUGUUCUAAAUUUGUGCCAAGUUUCAUCAAAAUCUGAGCGUCGCACUUGAAGUACUUCCCCUGUAAAUACUUUUUUCCAGCGCUCCCCGACGCAUCUACAACCUCGGGAUGGUGAUUAGCAAAGAUUUGAUUUUCUGCCCAAAAACUGAUCGAUUUGCUUUGGCAAUUAAAAACCACGUCGUGAUCAGCACAUUGGAUGUCAGCAAGCGGUUUUACAAGUACAUUCCCAUAGAUUUUGAGAUCGGACAUAUGGCUUUGAUCAAAAAUGGAACCUUGUUGAGUGUUUGGGUAUGUUAUGAAAGAGUGGGCCAUGGCAAAUUUAUGGACAAACAUGUUUUUUCGACUGCUCUCCGCGCUUCGUGUACUCUCUCGGCCGCACAGAUUGUUGAAUAUCUUGGCUGCAAAGCCAAAGCUAAAAUUUUCAGGAAUUGAUAUCGGCAUAUGCCAGAAGUGUAUGCAAUAUUUAAAGAAAAUCUGAGCGUCGCACUGGUAAUAAAUUUAUACCAAAAUUUACAUUCCAUAUACAGUGGGAGACCUGAUCCAGUGGCAAAAAACGAACCAUUUUGCAUCCGGGAAGUAUCAAAAAUGUGGCAAAAUGCUUCCCUCUCCAAGUGAAAAAACUUCGUUUUGUAGGGAAAACGAAGUUAACUUACAAAAAGAACGGGCGCGUUUUUGAAAAUCGGAGUUUUUUCACUUGAAGAGGGAGGUAUUUUGCCACAUUUUUUUUGCUUCCUGGAUGCAAAAUGGUACGUUUUUUGUCACUGAAUCACAGAGAGACGUCAGAGAAAAAAACGAAGCAAUGAAAAAACAAAACUUACAGCACCAACAACGCCGUCUUUCAACCGUCCACAUCUUCUCCGUUGACUCGGAAUCUCUAAUCUUUAAAAAAGCCUUCAAAAGUAGAUGCACAAUCUCAAAUGGCUCUGCCUAUAUUCACCAGGAUGGUAAAGUUUUUGACGCAUACGAUCAAACGGAACACACUUUGCAACGCAAAGAUGUAAAUGGCUUCAAUUGUUAUUACGCAAAUCGCACGGAAACCCAAUAUUUUGUGCUGUUUCAUACUCGAGGCGUCGUCGUGAUGAACUCGUUGAACGAGACGAUAUACGAAAGAGUUGAUUAUAAGGCGUUCUACAACAGCACCAACUUUUUUAUCCUGCCCGAAUCCGGAUUCAUUUUCAAUAUUAGCGGUAGGAAGUGAUGAGUCGAAAACGCCGAAUUUCAGAAGCCAAAUCCACAAUGACCAUCUACAGCGUCCAGAACGAAGACUACUCGGUCAUAAAGACCAAGGAGCCCCAUUCGAUUUGGGUCCAACUUAGCGAUUAUAGCAUUGCUAAUUACACUACUGGAAAGGUGAAUUUAAUUUCUGUUAAAACGAAUUUCUUCAACCAUUUGUGGCAAAACUUGCUCUGAAUUUACAGGUGAAGUACCCCAAGUCCGACGCUCAGAUUUGGAUGAAACUUGGCACAAAUUUAGAACAAUUUUUUAUAAAAUAUAUGCGAGAAUCCUAGCUCGCGCUUUGCAGAAACAACCGAGAUUUUUUGAUCGAAAGUUGGCGAAAAUUUGACAACUUUUGCCGAAAUUCGGCACGAAAAUUUUCGUACCUAUUUCUACCAUAAAGGGUAAUAUUUCCACAAAAAAUCGAUUUUUUUCCCCGCGAAACUAGCGAAGUUAUGGCCGAAAAGUGUCUUUCUCUCUCUGAUGGCUCUCCACGUUUAGCGUGCUCUCUCGGCGGCAAAAAGCGUUCAAUAUCUCAGCGGCGCCUGCAAAGCGCGAGCUAAAACUUUCAGGAAUUGAUAUUUGGUCCAUACCCGACGGGGGUGCAAAAUUUAAAGAAAAUCUGAGCGUCGCACUGGGGUUACUUCCCUUGUUAGCAUAGCUUUUGUAGAUAUUGUACUACGAGAAGACUGAAAACAUCUGGAAAGAGUAUCCGAAAAAGUUUAAAAAAUUUUGGGACGAUCCCUACACACGAAGCUUCAACGAGCACGAGGAUUCGAAUGCUAGAAACUUUGGGAUAAUUAAGGAGAAAUGGAAGAGCCCUAAAGGUGUGAAGAUCUUGACCUGGAGGAAUGGUAAGCGCAAUGCGCUUUUUUGUGGCCACUUUUUUUAUUUCUGGCUAUGACUUCAAGGAUUCUGAAACUGGUACCAAUAUUUUCAGGAAAGCCAUUAUUUCUCGUCACGGAAAAACUGAUGAGAAAGGAGACUCAUUACUUUGAGCAAUUGAGAGAUCUCCUAGAAUCAAGACAGAGGGAAGGAGAAGAUGUGCAGUCAACUUCCAGAAGACCGGCUAAACGAAAACUGAAGGAAUAA